AUGCCUCUCAAACUCUCAAACCCCUUCAAAUCAUCCAAACCGCAGCGUCAGGCGGCAGAGAAAGCCCAUAAGUCUGCCAAGGACGACUCGUCCUCUGUCUACAGUGAUGCUGCCACGCUAGUAGCCGGCAAAGAACAAUCGCCAAAGUCGACGCCAGAAUAUCAAUACCAGAGGGAGCUCGACUUUAGUUCUAUGCGAUAUAGUAAGACUCCCUGA
Messenger RNA from Aspergillus thermomutatus, 216 nucleotides. RefSeq lists its product as uncharacterized. The transcript has a single exon. The coding region runs from base 1 to 216 and encodes 71 amino acids. The record is from RefSeq and is a predicted model, not a curated record. NCBI's taxonomy places the organism in Eukaryota, Fungi, Ascomycota, Eurotiomycetes, Eurotiales, Aspergillaceae.